Molecule: messenger RNA, 1623 nt
Organism: Zerene cesonia (dogface butterfly)
Lineage: Eukaryota; Metazoa; Arthropoda; Insecta; Lepidoptera; Pieridae
Product: glutamate dehydrogenase, mitochondrial-like
Exons: 11
Coding region: 1-1611 (536 amino acids)
Biological process (GO): L-glutamate catabolic process
Cellular component (GO): mitochondrion
Molecular function (GO): L-glutamate dehydrogenase (NAD+) activity
Source: RefSeq, a predicted model, not a curated record
AUGGCUUUAACUUCUCUAUAUAAGAAAAUAAUAAACUUAGGAUUAACUAUAAAAAGUGGGCCCAUUAGAUUGAGCGUUAGAAAAUAUGAGAUACCCGAUCAUUUGAAGAAUAUUAUAGACGACCCUAACCCGAGCUUCUACAGAAUGGUAGAAUACUAUUACCAUUUCGCCGUGAAGGUUUGUGAGCCGACGUUGGUGGAGUAUUUAAAGAAACAUACGCAUUUUUCGGAUAAGAAGCGACAACAGAGAGUGGCUGGCAUUCUUAAAGUAAUGGGAUCCUGCAACAGUUCGUUACAAUUCGAGUUCCCGUUGCAACGAAAGAACGGGGACUACGAGAUAGUUCUCGCUUACCGCUCGCAGCAUAGCGUUCAUCGGUUACCUUGUAAGGGAGGAAUUAGAUUUUCAGACCAAGUAGAUUUAGAAGAAGUGAAGGCCCUCGCCGCUCUCAUGACGUACAAGUGUGCCUGCUCGAACAUUCCGUUUGGAGGAGCUAAGGGAGGUGUCGCUAUAAAUCCCAAAAAAUAUACAGUAGCAGAGUUACAAAGGAUAACUCGGCGAUACACUCUAGAAUUAGCUAAGAAGAAUUACAUAGGAGCUGGAAUAGACGUCCCAGCACCAGAUGUCAACACAUCGGGAAGAGAAAUGUCGUGGAUUGUGGACACCUAUAUUAAAACUUUGGGUUACAACGACCUGAACGCGGCGGCGUGCGUCACGGGCAAGCCGAUCAACGGCGGCGGCAUCCACGGCCGCGUGGAGGCGACCGGCCGCGGCGUCUUCAUCACCACCAGCGAGUUCAUACACGACAAGCAGUGGUGCGACCUCAUCGGCCUCGAGCCGGGGUUUAAGGGUAAAACAGCGAUCAUACAAGGAUAUGGCAACGUGGGGAGUUGGACCGCCGUGUACUUACAGGACAGUGGUGUUAAGAUCAUCGGCGUGGUUGAGUUCGACUGCUGCCUUAAGAACAAUGAAGGCAUUCAGAGCAUGGAGUUGAUGGACUACAAAGCGAAGAACAAAGGCAGCGUGAAAGGCUUCCCCGGCGCGCAGGAGUGCGGGCCCGAGCUCAUGUACGAGAAGUGCGACAUCCUGGUCGUCGCCGCGCUCGAGAAGACGAUCACUUCGGAAAACGCGAGCAAAUUUAACUGUAAGAUAAUAUCGGAGGGCGCGAACGGGCCCACGACGCCGGGCGCGGACGCGGCGCUGCGCCGCAAGCGCAUCCUGUGCCUGCCCGACCUGCUGACCAACGCGGGCGGCGUCACCGUCUCCUACUUCGAGUUCCUCAAGAACCUCAACCACGUGAGCUUCGGCAAGCUGUCCAUCAAAUUCUGGAGGGACUCUAAUACGGCGUUGCUGGAUUCCGUGGAGCAAUCCCUGAAGACGUCGAACAUAGACGCGAAGAUCCGGCCCACGGAGCUGUUCCAGUCGCUGAUGUCGGGCGCCAGCGAGAAGCACAUCGUCACCUCCGGCCUCGAGUACUCUAUGAUAAACGCUUGCAAUAACGUGAAAAAAGCGGCAUCGAAACACAACUUGGGGCUCGACGUGCGCACGGCGGCCUACGUCACGGCCAUCGAGAAGAUCUUUGUCACAUACGACGAACAUGGGCUCGCUUUUUAAAUAUAACAGAAA